Pocillopora meandrina is the source of this 3899-nucleotide messenger RNA. NCBI's taxonomy places the organism in Eukaryota, Metazoa, Cnidaria, Anthozoa, Scleractinia, Pocilloporidae. The record is from the annotation of a GenBank genome assembly.
AUGGCCGCCAAGCCGAACUGUUUAAUAGUUUGCAGUUCUGCAACUCAAGGUUCGAAAGAAAUUUUGCGUUAUUCAACUUAAAUACAUACAAAAUAGAUAGAUAAAUUACCCGAGAUGCUGAGGGUGUUUUUGCAGCAUGGUUAUACGGAGAAAGUUGAUAUAAAACAUGCGGAGGGUUUUCACAACAAAGUACUACCAAAUACCAUUGCUUUUCUUCUCGGCUUAAAAGUGAACUGAAAAUUUUCAUUUGACGUUCAACAGGCGUGUCAGCUCAAUCCUUCAUUCAUGCAUUUACUUUGACGCACUCAGUAUUCAAUGUCCAGAUCGCAACACCACAAGUAAGUAAUGUGUGUGGUGCAUGUGCCACUUGUCAGUUGUAAUUUAUUUUUAAAAAUUCUCUCUAUUUUAAUGCUUUUGUUGUUGUUGUUGUUUGGAAUUUGAAAAAUUUCUUUCCAAUGCGUGUUACGUUUACAAAGCAAGCUAACUAACUGACUAAACAUCCACCAGAUUCACUGCUGAUUGGCUUAUUGAGUGGUUGAUCAACUCGCGAGUAAUAUGUGUCUGUCGAUCUGUCUGCAGCUCUUUCUACAUAAUUUUGUUUUAUUAACUGAUUUGAUAAUGCAAAUUGGCCACUGUUAUGAGUUUUUAAAGCUGAUGUUUCGAGCGUUAGCCCUUCUUCAGAGCCAAUAAAGGAAUUGUGGGUUGUAUGUGUGUUCAUAUGCAGAAAAUGGAACGACACGUUUUACAUAAAACUAGACUAGUAUACUAUCUCAGUGUUUUCCAUUUUAGGCAGUUAAACUGGUAAAUUCUACCCCCUAUAGUACAUCAUUUUACCACCUAAAAUUCAGUUGGUGAAAGGAUUGAUCUACCAGUUUGAAAAUUUAUUUUACCUGUUAUGCUUAAAAUAAGAGAGAGUAUUGCUAGGUUUGACUCUUCGGUACAUCGAAAAGGGUUUGGAAAAUUGAUCUAGGCCAGCAAUUCUGACAGGUUAUUCAUGUAUAGACUUUAAAAACCAUGCAAAUUGUAAGCAGGAGUCAGAUGUUCAGAUUUCCUCUUUUAGGGUCAGCAAAUAGAUUUUGUGAAAUCAGAUGAUAACAGCAGGAAGUGGUUGAAUGAGUUUCGAACCAAACCAUUUUCAGUCCCUGGAAAACUUGAAAAUGUUGAUGGUGAGCAUGAAUUUUAAACAAUAGAUUUAAAUUAAGGUAACUGUCAACUGUCAAGGUCCAUCUGCAAGAAUUUUCCUAUGCAAGCUACCUCAAGCAGAGGUCAACACUCUGCUGGAGGUGUUUCAGAUUAUGACACCUUUUGCCCUUCUAUUCAUGUUCCCCCAAAACAUUUUUUUCAGCCCUAUAUCAAGUUCUUAACUUGUUUCUCUAACUAAACAGCAAAAAACUGAAAUUGUAGAAAUUUUCAUCAAAAUUUUGUUGAUGGUAACCUAUGAGUGUGAAUGCUGAGCAUCCUCUUCAUUGUUUUAAAGGAGUCAUUGCUGGACUUGCAUUUGGUGGCAAAAAGGGUGGAAACAAGCUAGCUCCAUCCAUUUAUUACGCUGCUCAAACCAAAACAUGUUAAAAAAAGACGAAAGUGACACUUUUUUUGUCAAAUUCGUGACUAAUUUUAGAAGCCAAAUUAAAUUUCUACAAGCCAUAGUAACUAGCCUGGAGUGCUCCUUUUUCAUACCAUUUUCAUUUUCCACUGUUUUGUGUGUAUUGAAGAUUUAAGACAGCUCACUUGGGAGAUUCAUUCUACACCAGUACCAGCUAAAUUCAUUUUCUAAGAAUAAGUUCUGAGUCGGGACCAUUCUUGAGAUCAUACAUAGUGCAGGUUCACCUUUUAACUGUGUGCAAUAAAUGGAAAUUUUUUACUUUUGUUCUUGAAUCCUUAGCAUCAAGAUAUGGUGCAGUGCUUAUCCCAAGUGCUCCAGGAGCCCUUCAUGAUCUUGCUCAAGACAGUGAGCUUGCAAAACUUCUCAAUACAUUUGUCCAUGAAAAAAGUGGGUAGACUUGACCAUUAAUUGAUACCUAUGCUGCUUAUGUUAUGAAUGCUAGUAAGAAAACUUUAAGAGUCUGAAAAAGUCAUUUGGCUCUUCGAUGUAUUUGUGUAAAUUUCAAGUAUAUUAAUUUCAAUUUUUUGUUGUAUUUUUUUCAUAAGUAUUGAAUAAUAUUUACUCUGUUUUUGUUACAAUCAGAGCCCAUCUGUGCCAUUGGACAUGGUGUUGCUGGACUCUGUUCAGCAAGGAGAGAGGAUGGAAAAUCUUGGAGUUUCAAGAGCUUUAGUAUGACAGGGGUAAGUACAGGAAGUGUAUGGUACUUCCAGUAUAUAAUUAUCACCCCUCUAAGUUUACAUUUAGGGUGAUUCCAUACAAGCAGAACUUGACAUAGACUUGUGGAUCAACUCAUGAAACUUUGAACAUUGUUGAAUCUUUUUUUAGGACAGUACUGAAAAAAUGUUAAAAGAAAAGGAAAAAUAAAGAAAAGCCAAAGAGGGGAAGUUAAAUUUUUAGUCAUUUUAUGCUGAAAGGGUAUCAUAAUUAGAAAGGGCUAAAUUGAUGUACAAAAUACAAUUUUUGUCUUGUAUCCAAACAUAUAUAUUUGUCAGGAGCUAUCGAGUAAAAAUAUACCAUAUACUAUUAGAUACAAGACAGAACCAUCUGUGACAAAAGCAUUGUAUGUUAUUCAGCCAUCAGUUUUUGAAUCAGCUCGUUCAGCUGAUUUUUCAAGUCUACCUAUCAUUCUGGAAGACUGGAUCAAAGAUCAUGGAGGAACAUUCAGUGGUGGGUUAUGUAUUAUUGAGAUUAAACCAUGAAGAACAUUCUCUCUUUACCUACCUCUGGAAGUGCACUUCUGUUCUGCAAAUGCCAUCACUGUUUACAUUCAUUAUACUUAUUCAGUACAGCUGUGGAACAAAGGAAAUAGCAACUCAAACAAGGUUAAUUAAAAUCAUUAAUCCUUAACAUAUCUUUGAGUUAAUAGAAUAAGAAGGUAAAUUUUGAAUGCAGAUAGAAAAUAAUAACAGAUGUUUUUCAUCUCAUCACUGGUGUGGGACUAAUAUAAAAUAUGAGUGAGUCCUUUUGAGGAAGUGAUCUGGAUUCCAUGUUCUAAUGUUCUACAACAGAGCUAACAGGAGCUCUAAGGUUUUUACUAGAUUCAUACAUGAGUGAGUACUAGGAAGGGAAUGAGAAAGUAAUAUAGAAGUGAUAUUUGCAAUAAUAAGCAGUUGUUAAAAUAAGGCCUGAAAAAAGAAAGAUGGUAAAUAUUUUACAUCUCAGACAUGAUUUCUUUUUCAGCCAGUGAACCUGAUGGGAUGCAUGUCAUCAUUGACAGACACCUUAUAACAGGACAAAAUGACACUUCAACACUUUCAGCUGUUCAGAAUCUAAUUCUUCUGUGCAAUGCAAGGUAAGCAAGGAUUCUUUCCCGACAGUAUGUUUCAUUAUUAACUCAAGCUUUGAAGUAACACCAAAAAUAACUCAACUUUUAAAUAAAAGUGUUAAGAAGGCAGCACCUGAACUAGUGUGGCACGUGAUCAGCGUGCAUGCACGCAGGCUCAAAGAUAUUUUCAAUUUUUAAGCUUGUUAGCAAGGUGACUCAUACAAUUAUUAGUUUUUGAGAGCCAUAUUUUUGAGGACUUUUUAUAAAUUUUUAUUAUUAGCGUGUUACUGUGUUGAAGUUGUGUUGGCCGAUUAAAUGUGGAUUUGCUUUCCAAAGGGUUUUCCAUUAUUGCUCAAGGACAGUAAGUUAAUGUAAAAAAAUUGUAAAUUUUAAAUUUAAUUUAAAAAUGAAAUGUUUGACAAAAGUGGAACCCUUCUUUAAUCUUAGCUGAUUUUAAAUGCCCAGGUUCUUACUAAUUGAAGGUUUUUUUUUCUCAUUAUUUUUUUCAGACAAGGCAAGGCCAAGAGUUGA